AUGGAAAUGGAGAACAUUUAUGCCAAUGUCAAACACAGUAACAGCAACAGACCAGUUAUGGAAGACCUGGAUGAAGAUAAAGACAUUUAUGUUAAUGAGGACACACUUGGGUCACAAAAACAAAGUUGCAGCCAGAAUGAGGCUAAAACCCAAAUCCAAGGAGGAAGCAGAUGUUUUGUGCUGAGCUCAGUGUGUCUUGGGCUCAUAUGUGUUCUUCUGGUGGUCGCCAUUAUAGUGCAACAAAUAAAGAUCACAGCAGAGAGAGAAAUAAAGCUGAACUAUAAAAAUAUGGUUGAAGAAUUUAACAAAACUUUAAACAGGAUGCAGGUCAAUUACAGUGAUCUAAUUAUUGCAAAAGAUCGAUUGCAGAGCAGCUUCAACUCUUUAAAUCAGACGAAUCUGGAGUUGGAGACCAGCAUCAACAGUCUAACUGCUGAGAAAAACCAGUUACAGAGAAACUACGACUCUUUGAAUCAGAAGAAACUGGAGGUAGAGGCUGAGCUAAUGAAAAAGAAUUCACAACGAGUGAAAGCAAACGGGUGGCACUGGUACUUCAUAUCCAGUGAAGAGAAGAGCUGGUCUGACAGCAGACAGUUCUGUAGGGAUCAUGGUGGAGAUCUGGUCAUUAUCAACAGUGAAGAGGAACAGAGGUUCAUAUCUUCAUUCAAGAAGAACGUGUGGAUUGGUUUGUCUGACAUCGAGAAAGAGGGCAAAAUGAAAUGGGUGGAUAAUUCACCACUGAAGAAAGGGUUUUGGAUGGUAAAUGAACCAAAUAAUGCUGAUGGAUCGGAGGACUGUGUUGAAAUAAUUCCCUCAUUACCACCACAGAACAACUGGAAUGAUCUUCAAUGCUCAGCAAAGAAAAGAUGGAUUUCUGUAACUCACUUUUGGCACCACCCAGUGGACAUUUCACCUCAACAACACUUCCAGCUUUGACUACUGAUGGCAGUG
This is a messenger RNA of Myxocyprinus asiaticus (Chinese sucker), 951 nucleotides long. RefSeq names its product CD209 antigen-like. The record is from RefSeq and is a predicted model, not a curated record. The transcript has 6 exons. Gene Ontology annotation, molecular function: fucose binding; D-mannose binding. Gene Ontology annotation, biological process: biological process involved in interspecies interaction between organisms. The coding region runs from base 1 to 936 and encodes 311 amino acids. Gene Ontology annotation, cellular component: external side of plasma membrane. NCBI's taxonomy places the organism in Eukaryota, Metazoa, Chordata, Actinopteri, Cypriniformes, Catostomidae.